AUGGUUGAUAAUGCAGCUGGGGGUGCUAUGCUAAAAAGAACUACUUAUGAGGUUUAUGACAUCUUUGAGAUGUUAGAAGCCAAUUCACAACAAAAGAGUGUGAGAACAAAAAGAGUAGGAGUGAAUGAAGUUGUAUCUAAUAAUGAGAUGGCUAUGCAAAUAGCCAAAUUAACUAAGCAAGUUAAGAUUCUUGCUUCAACUAAGAAUGUACAAAGCAAUGAGGUAUGCGGUAUAUGUGGUGUUUAUGGUCAUGGUGCUAACGUUUGUUCGUCUUAUAAGACUUAUGCAGGAGAUGAUUAUGAACAGCCCCAGUAUCAGAAUCAAGAGCCUGAAUACCCAAGGAACCAAAACCCUCUAUUCCCUAAUCAAGGACAAGCCCCUCAAAGAAAACCAAGUUUGGAGGAAACACUCAAAUCUUUUAUGACGGCUACCCAUGACAGAAUGGAGAGGAAUAAGAAGAAAACUGAUUUCAUAGAAGCUUCAGUAAAGCGAUUGGAAAUUCAAAUUGGGCAAAUUGCUGAAAUGGUACAAGAAAAUAAGAAAGAAAAAUUGCCAAGUCAACCUGAGCAAGCUAAAGCAAUCACUGUUCUUAAGGAUGGUGAGUUAUUUGAUAAUACUGUUGAAAAUCUAAUUGAAAAAGAUUCUUCUUACGCAGGACCUGAGUUUUAUAAGGCAGCUGAGCCUUAUAAGCCUCCUAUUCCGUUCCCGAAUAGAUUGAAAGAAAGCAAACAGGAUAAGCAAUUUUCUAAAAUUUUUUAUAUGCUUUCUAAAGUUAACAUUAAUUUGCCCUUGUUGGAUGUGAUCAGGAAUAUGCCAGCUUAUGCUAAGUUCUUUAAGGAACUCAAUUCCAACAAGAGGAGAUAUGGGAAUAAUGAAAAAGUUAUGGUGUCUGAAACAACAAGUGCAGUUCUCCAACAACAGUUACCUCCUAAGAUGAAAGACCCUAGGAGCUUUACCAUUGAUAUUACAAUGAGGGACAAAAAGGUUGCUAAAGCCAUGUUGGAUUUGGGAGCAAGCAUCAAUUUGAUGCCAUAUUCAACAUAUGCACAACUUGGCUUAGGAGAACUGAAGCCAACCACAAUGUCUCUGCAACUGGCUGAUAGGUCAAUUAAAUAUCCAAGAGGCAUAAUGGAAGACUUGCUGACUCAGGUAGGAAAACUAAUAAUCCCUGUUGACUUUGUGGUUCUAGACAUGGAAGGAACAUCAUCAAGGGAUAAGAAGCAAACAAUACUCCUUGGUAGACCUUUCAUGGCAACUACCAAGACAGUUAUUGACGUGCACAAUGGGAAGCUGAUUAUGACAGUCUUAGGAGAGACUGUAGAAUUUAAAGUGUUUGAUUCUCUAACCAUAUCUCCAAGCAUUUCAAUUGAUGAAUGUUCAUAUGUUGAUUGCAUGGAUUAUUUUGUUUAUGAAACAUAUUUACAGGAUAAGGAUGAUAAGUUAGAAGUUGCAUUAAUAUUGGAAAAGCAUGAAGAAUGUUUAGAUCAAGAAGUCUUAGACAUACAUGAUAAGUUAGAUGAAGCUAUUUCAGUGUUAUCUGAUGAAAGCACUAUUGAACCUUUAGAUUUACCCUUUGAAAGCAAAUCAGAAAUUAUUGAUGAACCACCUAAGGUUGAGCUUAAGGAGUUGCUUAACACACUUAAAUAUUUCUUCUUAGGAGAAAAGAAUACAUAUCCAGUGAUCAUAGCCUUUGAUCUUUCUCCUUUAGAGGAAGAGGCAACUAUUAGAGAAUUAAGAAGACUUAAAAAAGCUAUUAGGUGGGGAAUUUAUGAUAUUAUGGGGAUUAGUCCAACAAUGUGUAUGCAUAAAAUUAUUUUAGAAGAAAAUUCUAAAGCGGUUAGAGAUACACAAUGA
This is a messenger RNA of Ricinus communis (castor bean), 1854 nucleotides long. RefSeq lists its product as uncharacterized. Lineage: Eukaryota; Viridiplantae; Streptophyta; Magnoliopsida; Malpighiales; Euphorbiaceae. Bases 1 to 1854 code for a protein of 617 amino acids. The transcript is spliced from 3 exons. The record is from RefSeq and is a predicted model, not a curated record.